Linderina pennispora is the source of this 1685-nucleotide messenger RNA. Its product is annotated as ATP-utilizing phosphoenolpyruvate carboxykinase. Lineage: Eukaryota; Fungi; Kickxellomycota; Kickxellomycetes; Kickxellales; Kickxellaceae. Gene Ontology annotation, molecular function: ATP binding; phosphoenolpyruvate carboxykinase (ATP) activity. The coding region runs from base 58 to 1638 and encodes 526 amino acids. Gene Ontology annotation, biological process: gluconeogenesis. The transcript is spliced from 3 exons. Gene Ontology annotation, cellular component: cytosol. The record is from RefSeq and is a predicted model, not a curated record.
CUCCGCACUAGAAAAUAUUAUUUUAGACACUUUAUUAACGAACCAUCAUAACGACCUAUGCUCAAGAUUUUAUCACUCGCACGCAGCUCUGGCGGACGGGCGCUACGCAGUCUGCACACACAUGCGCCGUUCCUGUCAGGACUCAUUCCGCGCACGGUCCGCCGCAACGCAGCGAUGGCGAGUCUGUAUGAAGACGCAGUACGGUAUGAGCCCGGCACAUGCGUGUCUUCUGUUGGCGCCUUGGUGGCGCGAUCGGGCAACAAGACAGGCCGGUCGCCCAAGGACAAGCGUGUUGUCAAGGAGGCAUCCACGGUCGAUGACGUGUGGUGGGGCCCGGUCAACAAGAAGCUGUCAGAGGAGUCGUUCGCCAUCAACUACGAGCGCGCUGUCGACUACCUCAACACGCGUGAGCGCCUGUACUACCGCAUCAAGGUGCGCGUGGUGUGUGCGCGCGCCUACCAUGCGCUGUUCAUGAACAACAUGCUGAUCCGGCCGACAGCCGAGGAGCUGGAGAACUUUGGCGAGCCCGAUUUCACCAUUAUCAACGCGGGCCAGUUCCCGGCCAGCACAUUCACUGAGGGCAUGACAAGCAGCACCAGCGUGUCGAUUAGCUUCAAGCACAAGCAGAUGGUGAUUCUGGGCACCGAGUACGCGGGCGAGAUGAAGAAGGGCGUGUUCACGGUGAUGCACUAUCUGAUGCCCAAGGCCAAUGCGCUGUCACUGCAUGCGUCAUGCAAUGAGGGGCGAUCGGGCGACGUGUCGCUGUUCUUUGGCCUGUCGGGUACCGGCAAGACGACGCUGUCGGCGGACCCGCAGCGGCUGCUGAUCGGUGAUGACGAACACGUGUGGACCGAGAGCGGUGUGUUCAACAUCGAGGGCGGCUGCUACGCCAAGUGCAUCGAUCUGUCGGCUGAGAAGGAGCCGGAGAUCUUCCGAGCGAUCCGGUUUGGCUCGGUGCUAGGAGAACUGGACUACACCGACAAGACAAUCACCGAGAACACGCGCUGCGCGUACCCGAUCGAGCACAUGGACAGUGCCAAAGUGCCGUGUGUGGGCGGGCACCCGAAGAACAUUGUAUUGCUGACGUGCGAUGCGUUCGGUGUGCUGCCGCCGGUGGCCAAGCUGACGCCUGCGCAGGCCAUGUACCACUUCAUCUCGGGCUACACAGCCAAGAUUGCCGGCACCGAGGAGGGCGUCAAGGCGCCGGUGGCGACGUUCUCUGCGUGCUUCGGGCAGCCGUUCCUGGUGUGGCACCCGGUCAAGUACGCGCGGAUGCUGGCCGAGAAGCUGCAGAAGCAUAAUGCCAGCGUGUGGCUAGUCAACACCGGCUGGGCCGGCGGUGCCUAUGGCGUCGGCAAGCGCAUCUCGCUCAAACACUCGCGCCAGAUCAUCGACGCUAUCCACUCGGGCGAACUUGAGCAGGCCGAAUAUGCCAACUACCCAGUAUUCAACCUGCAGAUCCCGCGGUCCGUCACGGGCGUGCCCAGUGAGAUUCUGGAUCCGCUGCAGGCCUGGCAGGGCUCGCCAGCAGAGUUCCAUGAGACCAUUGGAAAGCUUGCGGGGCUAUUCAGCGACAACUUCACACAGUACGCCGACCAGGCGACACCCGAGAUCACAGCAGCCGCACCCGCAGUCUAAUAGGCCAUAUUUAUUCAGGCAGAUAGGAUGCCACCUUUGAGAAAUAA